AUGGUGUUCAAGCGCUAUGUGGAAAUUGUCCAGGUGGCCUAUAUUUCCUUUGGGUCAUACGCAAACAAGCUGGUAGCCAUCAUGGAUGUAAUUGAUCAGAACUGGGCUUUGGUGGAUGGCCCAUGCAGUGGGAUGCAGAGCCAGGCCAUGUCAUUUAAAUGUAUGCAGCUUACAGACUUCAUUCUCAAGUUCCCACAGUGCUGUCAGAAAUAUGUCCGGGCUGCCUGGGAGAAAGAAAACAUCCAUACAAAAUGGAAAGCCACAAGACGGGCCAAGAAGAUUGAAGCCAGAGAAAGGAAAGCCAAGAUGACAGAUUUUGAUCAUCAUAAGGUCGUGAAGGCCAAGAAGAUGAGAAACAGAAUGAUCAAGCAUGAAGUGAAGAGGCUCCAGAAGGCGGCCACCCAGAAGGGCUCUCCCGAAAAGGGAGCUGCCCAGAAGGCCCUGGCCUCAAAGGUCUCUGCCAAGAAGAUCCCCUCAAAGAAGUCUGAGGGUCAAAAGGCAGCCCUAGGCCAGAAGAGCCUGAAAACCCCUGGCCAGAAGGCCCCAGACAAGAAGGGAGCCGCUCAGAAGGCACCAGCUCAGAAAGCAGCUGCUCCCAAGGCCAAAAAAUAA
Molecule: messenger RNA, 612 nt
Organism: Dromiciops gliroides (monito del monte)
Lineage: Eukaryota; Metazoa; Chordata; Mammalia; Microbiotheria; Microbiotheriidae
Product: 60S ribosomal protein L14-like
Biological process (GO): ribosomal large subunit biogenesis; translation
Cellular component (GO): cytosolic large ribosomal subunit; ribosome
Molecular function (GO): RNA binding; structural constituent of ribosome
Source: RefSeq, a predicted model, not a curated record